UCUUCCCCUUCUCCCCCCCAACUCCUCCCAUGGCUCAAAACUACUCCUAAACCCUAACCCUAACUCUCCCUCCUCCUCCAAUGGUCCGCGCAAUUCACAAUCCCAUACCCUAAACCCUAACCCGCAGCCCCUUUCCCAUGCCCCUCGUCUUCUCGUCUUCGUCCUCCUCGCGCACUUCCCCCAUUUUCUUCUUCUCCUUCGUCCUCCACCGCCUCCUCUCCUCGUCGGCGGCGGCGGCGACGGCGACGGCGACGGCGCCUCCGCCAGCGUCGCCGCCGAAGCUGAAGAACCUGUGCUACCGCCACCGCGCCCGCGCCCUCGCCGAGGCCCGCUCCGCGCUGACCGAGUACCUGCACUCGACCCGCUCCCUCCCCUUCACCCACGCCGAGCUCAUCGCCUCCCACUCGCCCUUCUCCCUCUCCUCCCUCCUCUCCUCCGUCCCCUUCCCCCCCUCCUCCNUCCCCCCCUCCGACCUCCCCCGCACCCUCCGCCGCUUCCUCUCCUUCCGCCCCGUCAACGAGUUCGACUUCUUCUUCGAGUCCAUCGGCCUCAACCCUAACCCUAGCCCCAAUUCCCUCUUCCUCUCCGACGACCCUCCCCUCCUCGCCGCCGUCACCGCCCUCGCCAGCUUCGGCUUCCCCUGGACCAGCCUCGGCCUCCUCUACGGCUCCGCCGUGCUCCGCGCCGACCCCGCCCGCCUCAUCGCCCGCCUCCGCUCCCUCGAGGCCCGCCUCGGCCCCCUCCGCCGCGUCUUCCUCAUCGCCGCCUGCCUCGCCUUCCCCUCCGCCCUCGCCGUCGACUCCGUCCCCGGGGACGACGUCGACCUCCUCUUCCGCGACCUCAAGACGGUAUUCGUCGACUUCGGUCUCGCCGCCUCUGCCCACAAUGACGUCGAUGCCUUCCUCCAGAUCUGCAGAAGAAUUCGCAUGUUCUACGAUUCGGGGUCCCCGCACGGAUCGAUGGGCGAGCUGAUGGGAAAGAACCCUAGGGUCUUUCUCGAGUUCGACGAAUCAUUGUUGGCUCAAAAAUUAAAUUUUUUUGCUAGAUUAGGCAUGAAGAGGGAGGAGAUUGGGAAAUUUCUCCUGGAAAACCCUAAAUUCUUUGAUUUUGAUCUCGAGAAUCCGGCCAUUUCUAUGCCGGGAUAUCUGCAUUGUCUCAGAUUAAGCCCUGAGCAAGUUGCUGAAUUGUCUGAAAGCUAUCCCUAUGUAAUGGGUAGGAACAAAUUGGGCAAUUUGCCUGGUUCGAUGAGAGCUAUGGGUCUAGCUGGGUGGCUUCUCGGCAAGAUUGUCGAGGGGAAUCAUCACUACCUCUCGUCUGAAUUCGUCUCUGCUACUUCGCAUGUCAAAAAGUUUGAGUGUGAUUUCGUAAAAGGCAUAGAAAAGAUAAAAUCCGAGAAAAAGGAGCAGUUUGUGGAUAAUAAGGUGGAGUUCUUACUCGGUAUCGGGCUUGGACGGAAUAAGAUUACGGCGCGAGCAGUCGCUGUGCUAAACGGCGCGAAGGAUCAGUUGGAUGAACGAUUCGAUCGCCUUCUUGAAAUAGGGUUUGAAUACCCUAUGCUUUGUAGAAUGAUAAGCGCGAGUCCGAAAAUACUUAAUCAGAGCAAAGAAAUGCUCCAAGAGAAGAUUAAUUUCCUCUGCAACGACUUGAGCUAUUCUCUGGAAUACCUUGAUAGUUUCCCGGCCUUUUUGUGCUUCGAUUUGGAGAAUAGGAUUAAGCCCCGAUAUAGGAUACUUAAUUGGCUUCAAGAAAUUGGCUUGCUCAAGAAGCCCUUUGCUCCAGCGACCGUCCUUGCUAAUUCGGAGAAGAGGUUCAUGUUCAACCUCUAUAGUGUUCAUCCUGCUGCUCCUAAGCAAUGGUUGGAGUGCUUUUCUUCUAGAAGCCAUAGCGAGUAUUACAGGAAAAAUUUAUUUUCUCCUCGGCCGGAAAGAAGUUGUUAGGUGGUUUAAAUUUCUUGGAGUUGCUCAUGCUUCAUAAAGGGUUGGCACUCUAAUUGCCAAGCCAAUGCCUGCGGGAUCUUUUGACUUUCCCACCAUAAAGGCUAGAGGAAAGCAGACAGAAGAGAUAGCGGAAAGGACUCUUGGGUAACUGCAAUGCCGCGAGCAGCAAAUCAUUCUGUCGAGGGAGGUAGGGAACUUGAAUCUUCGAAAGGAUUCAAGUGCUUGAUGGUGUUUUCCUCACUUCUAUGACCACAUUAGAGCUCAACUAUCAAACACCAACAUCGUUAUAUGGUAUAGAAGAUGUUGUAACAGAAGUGAUCUUGGGAGAGCUCCUUCAAGACCAACCUUUAUUGUGUUGGCUCAAUGGACUAAUCUACUUGAAGGGCUUUUUUUGCAAAUAGCCCCCUGACAAAUUUUAUUUGCAAAACUAGUCCCGUCCAAAAAUUAUUUGCAAAAAUGGCCCUGCCCCU
Messenger RNA from Ananas comosus (pineapple), 2407 nucleotides. RefSeq names its product transcription termination factor MTEF18, mitochondrial. Gene Ontology annotation, cellular component: chloroplast. Gene Ontology annotation, biological process: chloroplast organization; regulation of DNA-templated transcription. Gene Ontology annotation, molecular function: double-stranded DNA binding. The record is from RefSeq and is a predicted model, not a curated record. NCBI's taxonomy places the organism in Eukaryota, Viridiplantae, Streptophyta, Magnoliopsida, Poales, Bromeliaceae.